Messenger RNA from Notothenia coriiceps (black rockcod), 1717 nucleotides. Its product is annotated as protein Wnt-5b. Lineage: Eukaryota; Metazoa; Chordata; Actinopteri; Perciformes; Nototheniidae. The record is from RefSeq and is a predicted model, not a curated record. The transcript is spliced from 2 exons. The annotation marks the transcript as partial. Gene Ontology annotation, cellular component: extracellular region. Gene Ontology annotation, biological process: neuron differentiation; cell fate commitment; canonical Wnt signaling pathway. Gene Ontology annotation, molecular function: frizzled binding; cytokine activity.
GCGGCCUAUAACCUUGCCAACGUGGCCUGUAAGUGCCACGGGGUCUCGGGGUCCUGCAGUCUGAAGACCUGCUGGCUCCAGCUGGCCGACUUCAGGAGUGUGGGCGAGUUCCUGAAGGAGAAGUAUGACAGCGCGGCGGCCAUGCGCAUUGGACGCAAGGGCAAGCUGGAGCUGGUAGAGAAGCGCUUCAACCCCCCCGGCCCGGAGGACCUGGUCUACACGGACCCCAGCCCGGACUACUGCCUCCGCAACGAGACCACGGGGUCCCUGGGCACGCAGGGCCGCCUCUGCAACAAGACCUCAGAGGGCAUGGAUGGCUGCGAGCUCAUGUGCUGCGGCCGAGGGUACGACCAGUUCAAGAUCUACAAGCACGAGCGCUGCCACUGCAAGUUCCACUGGUGCUGCUACGUCAAGUGCAAGCGCUGCUCCACCCUCGUAGACCAGUUUGUGUGUAAAUAGCACACAAGCGGAUGGGGGGGGGGAAGUUAAGUCUGAAUUUUCAGGGUUUUGUUCAGGAUAAUUUAAGACUUAAGAUCCAUUUUUUUUACCCUGCUCCAUUUAUGUCACCUGCUGUGUUCCAUCUAGAGGAAAGCAGCUAUGUGUCUGUGAGUAGCACAAUGAUGCAUAGCUACAGUGGAUGGGUAAAGAUUUAGAGGUGGACAAAAGGAGGAAGCACAGAGGAAUGGGAUUUGUUCCUCGCUUUUUGAACAACUUUUUAUUUGAUCAACUGAGAUUCCCCCUGCAUAAUAUCCUGAUCACAACCCUGAGUGAAGGAGGAAAGAAAAGAAGGACUAAAUGGAUGAAGGAUAUAAAGGACAAAUGGACACCUAUGACCAGUGUGAUAAAAGAUGAAAUAAAUAUAUUAAUAAAUAAUAAAUGAAUAUACAACUCUGAUUGUUAUUUAAAGAGACUCAAACAAACUGCAGGCACACUUUGGACCCAUACAACUCACUGGUUCAGGAGUCAUCAAAGUCCUCUUGGAGCUUGAAGCCAUGUGAGGGCUGAGCAGUGUCCCUGUGUCUUUCUUGGAACUUUAACCCUGCAAGAGAACUUCCUGCAGACGUGAGGUGUGCUGAUGUGUGGGAAACAUGCUCACAGAGGACACCCGAGAUGUCCAGAGUGACACGAAAGGAGGGAAUAGAGGGAAAAGGUUCAAGUACAAUGAGAAGGACUUUAUGAUGAUUUGUCAACAAAACACUUAAUCCUCCAGGAGACACAUGUUGGAGCAGACCUCCAGCAGCUGUGACCUGACCGUGUGUCUGCGCAGGUAAUGAGGCUCGCUGGUUGCAGCCAUCUUGGCUCCACGAACAUUUAAACAACGGCGUCCUUCAUCUGACAGUGAAGAGAGCGAGGCCUCCAUCAGUGAGAUGCAUGCUCUCUCUGCCUUAAUGAACCGCACUAAGAGACACUGCCAGUGGACCUGUUCAUCUCAUGUUGUUAUGCAGCUUGUCAACAAAAAGCCCUGUGGGGUCGACUCUAACAUUUUAUAAUUCUGUAUUACCAUGAAUUUUGCAAGAAUAUUUUAAGUGUAUAAUCUAAUCCAAUCAAUAGCAACCAUGAAGAUGACAGAGUGGACUGAACAUGCUGUGGGAAAUGAAUGUUUGAACGUGGAAAAACAGAAAGACUGCAAUUUAUUACUACUUUUAAACAAGUAGUAGAUCAGAGAAGAAGGUAUAUUUUAUUAUUGUGUUUCAUUUUCUGUUUUCUAUGUUUUAUA